AAAGUGGCUUGCAUCGGAUGGGCUGAGAUCAGAUGCCUGAAAUAAGGAUCCUCAAGUUCUGGGCUGUGCUUAAAACUCAGAAGGAGGUAGAGUCCUCAGAGAAGAAGCAAUGUGGCAGAGAGACAAAGAGCCCACCUAACAGAUCUCAAGAAACCUGCCUCAGUGGCCCACUGCCCACCCUGCCCAUGAACCUGCUGCUGAGUCCUGGACCUGCCUCUUCACCACGUCCCAUCACCUGGCAGUGCUUGCAAAGAGAAGGCAUGGGGACUCCUCCACCCAAGGUGAAAGGGCCCUGGACCCACCUCCAGAAACUUCUGACCUCAUGGAUGUUCAGAGAGAAAGACUGGGAUCAGCGUCUGGAUGAGGCCCACAUGCUGCAACAGAAGAGGAUUCAAGAAUCUCCACUACUUCAGGCUGCCAAGGCCAAUGACCUGUGUGUCUUAAAGAAACUUCUGCUGGACAGAAGCUGCGACUUUCGGCAAAGAGGAGCCCUGGGAGAGACAGCACUUCACAUAGCGGCCCUUUAUGACAACCUGGAGGCUGCCAUGGUGCUGAUGGAGGCUGCCCCGGAACUGGUCUAUGAGCCCACCCUGUGUGAGCCAUUUGUAGGUCAGACUGCACUGCACGUGGCCAUCAUGAACCAGAAUGUGAACUUGGUACGAGCCCUGCUCGCCCACGGGGCCAGUGUCUCUGCCAGAGCUACAGGCACAGCUUUCCACCUCAGCCCCCGCAACCAUAUCUACUUUGGGGAGCACCCUUUGUCCUUUGCUGCCUGCGUGGGCAGUGAGGAGAUCGUGCGUCUGCUCAUUGAACAUGGAGCUAACAUCCGGGCCCAGGACUCUCUGGGAAACACAGUGUUGCACAUCCUCGUCUUCCAGCCCAACAAGACCUUUGCCUGCCAGAUGUACAACCUGCUGCUGUCCUAUGACGGGCGUGGGGACCACCUGCAGUCCCUGGACCUUGUGCCCAAUCACCAGGGUCUCACCCCCUUCAAGCUGGCUGGAGUGGAGGGCAACACUGUGAUGUUCCAACAUCUGAUGCAGAAGCGGAAGCACAUCCAGUGGACCUACGGCCCACUGACCUCCACUCUCUAUGACCUCACGGAGAUCGAUUCCUGGGGAGAGAAGGUGCCCUUUCUGGAACUUGUGGUCUCCUCUAAGAAGCGGGAGGCUCGCCAGAUCCUGGAACAGACCCCAGUGAAGCAGCUGGUGAGCUUCAAGUGGAGGAAAUAUGGGAGGCCCUACUUCUGCAUUCUGGGUGCCCUGUAUGUGCUCUACAUGAGCUGCUUCACCCUGUGCUGUGUCUACCGCCCCCUCAAGUUUCGUAGCGGCAAUCACACAGAUUCCCGAGAUAUCACCCUUCUGGAACAGAAGCUGCUACAGGAGGCCUAUGUAACUGAACAGGAUAAAAUUCGGCUGGUGGGGGAGCUGGUGACCGUCGUCGGGGCUCUGAUCAUGCUGAUCCUAGAGAUCCCAGACAUCUUCAGGGUUGGUGCUUCUCGCUAUUUUGGACAGACUGUCCUUGGUGGGCCAUUCCAUGUCAUCAUCAUCACCUCUGCCUCCCUAGUGCUGGUGGCCAUGGUGAUGAGGCUCUCCAACACCAGAGGGGAGGUGGUGCCCAUGUCCCUUGGUCUGGUACUGGGCUGGUGCAGCGUUAUAUACUUUGCCCGAGGAUUCCAGAUGCUGGGUCCCUUCAGCAUCAUGAUUCAGAAGAUGAUUUUUGGAGACUUAUUGCGUUUCUGCUGGCUUAUGGCUGUGGUUAUUCUGGGAUUUGCUUCAGCGUUCUUUAUCAUUUUCCAGACAGAGGACCCAAGCAAGCUAGGGGAAUUCUAUGACUACCCCACAUCACUGUUCACGACCUUUGAGCUUUUCCUCACCCUCAUUGAUGGCCCUGCCAACUAUGACGUGGACUUGCCUUUCAUGUACAACAUCACCUAUGCGGCCUUUGCCAUUAUCGCCACACUGCUUAUGCUCAACCUGUUCAUAGCCAUGAUGGGUGAUACUCACUGGCGAGUGGCUCAAGAACGGGAUGAGCUCUGGAGGGCUCAGAUUGUGGCCACCACCGUGAUGCUGGAGAGAAAAAUGCCUCGCUUUCUGUGGCCUCGCUCUGGGAUCUGUGGGUACAAGUAUGGGCUAGGGGACCGCUGGUUCCUGCGAAUCGAGAGCCUCCAUGAUCAAAAUCCUUUGCGAGUGCUUCGCUAUGUGGAAGCUUUCAAGUCUUCAGACAGGGAGGAUGGACAUCUUUCUGAAAAACAACCCUCUAUGGUUGAAAAUGGGACUCGAGCCAGAGGCUCUCUGACCCUCCCAACACCCUCCCUAUCCAGGACCACAUCCCGCAGCAGCAGUCACCGGGGUUGGGAGAUCCUUCGUCGCAACACUCUGGGACAUUUGAAUCUUGGACUGGAGCUUGGUGAGGGGGAUGGAGAGGAAAAUAUUUACCUAUGA
This is a messenger RNA of Eptesicus fuscus (big brown bat), 2444 nucleotides long. RefSeq names its product transient receptor potential cation channel subfamily V member 5 (gene TRPV5). The record is from RefSeq and is a predicted model, not a curated record. The transcript is spliced from 17 exons. Gene Ontology annotation, cellular component: membrane. NCBI's taxonomy places the organism in Eukaryota, Metazoa, Chordata, Mammalia, Chiroptera, Vespertilionidae. Bases 33 to 2444 code for a protein of 803 amino acids. Gene Ontology annotation, biological process: calcium ion import across plasma membrane. Gene Ontology annotation, molecular function: protein binding; calcium channel activity.